Molecule: messenger RNA, 1433 nt
Organism: Prunus mume (Japanese apricot)
Lineage: Eukaryota; Viridiplantae; Streptophyta; Magnoliopsida; Rosales; Rosaceae
Gene: ERCC1
Product: nucleotide repair protein
Biological process (GO): UV-damage excision repair; mitotic recombination
Cellular component (GO): nucleotide-excision repair factor 1 complex; ERCC4-ERCC1 complex; nucleus
Molecular function (GO): single-stranded DNA binding; damaged DNA binding
Source: RefSeq, a predicted model, not a curated record
CCGUCAACGUACUCAAAGAAAGAGAAGCAGCAUCAGAGAGAGGGAGAGGGAGACAUGGAAGACGAACACGGAGGGCAAAACACAGAGUCAGACCAAAACAAAAACAAGAAGAAGACAGUGAUAAAAAUACCAUCUUUUCAAGAAGUUCUUGAGAGUUCACAGUCAAAAUCAACCCCACAGUCUCUGUUCACUCCUUCACAGAGCUUUUCUCAAGCCUUUGCCUUCGUCAAGUCCUCUGAGUUCUACUCGCCUCCUCCUCCCCCUGCCACCUCCUCGCAACCCCUACAGGCCUCAGACACCGGUAAUUCAAGCAAAACUGGUCAAUCUGAUGUUCCAUCAUCAUCUGCUCCUACAAAUGCUGUUGCAUCAUCAUCAUCACCUGCUCAGCGUCGCAAUGCAAUUAUUGUGAGCCACAGACAGUUCUACUAUUUUCAACUCCGUGUAAAAUCUAAUUCCUCCAUGCAGAAGGGAAAUCCCUUGCUCAAACAUAUUAGAAAUGUGAGGUGGGAGUUUGCAGAUAUUGUUUGUGACUACUUACUUGGACAAAGCUCAUGUGCUCUCUAUCUAAGUCUUCGGUAUCAUCUGCUGCAUCCAGACUACCUAUAUUACCGUAUAAGAGAAUUGCAAAAGAAUUUCAAGCUUCGUGUUGUUCUUUGCCAUAUUGAUGUGGAGGAUGUAGUUAAGCCUUUACUUGAAGUUACUAAAACUGCUCUGCUUCAUGAAUGCACCCUAUUAUGUGGUUGGAGCUUGGAGGAAUGUGGUCGCUACUUGGAGACCAUAAAAGUUUAUGAAAACAAGCCUGCUGACAUUAUUCAAGGUCAAAUGGAUACAGACUAUUUAUCACGGCUAAAUCACGCGUUAACGACAGUUCGACAUGUUAACAAGACUGAUGUUGUCACCCUUGGUACUACGUUUGGGUCUCUUUCUCAUAUCAUGGAUGUUUCGAUGGAAGAUCUAGCUCGUUGCCCUGGGAUUGGAGAGCGCAAGGUAAAACGUUUGUAUGAUACAUUUCAUGAACCAUUUAAGCGUGUGGUUGCCAGCCGCCCUGCUGUUCCAGAAACCUCUGCCCCAAGCAAUGCUGAACCUGGUUCAGUGGAUGAAGAAGAUAAAGAAGCGGAGGAAACAGAAGACGAAAGCAAACGCAGGAAGAAAGAACCAGAAUUGACUGUUAAGUCAGCCUUGUCUGUUGCCUUUUCCAAAUAUGCUGAUAAAGUUAAUAAAAAGAACAGCAAGACACAAAGAGAGGAAAAAGGAGAAACAAGUGCUGCCAUGGAAGCUGAAACUGAAGAGAUGAGAUCAAAGUGAUCAGUAACUUGUCCCAUUCGAUGCCAUUGGGAAGAAGAUGGCCAGCUUCAUAGACUAGUGCAUUAACAAGUUUAGUUGCUGUAGCUCUCUAUUUGUGGGUUACAGUUCUGUUUUUGAGACCAUAUUGA